This is a messenger RNA of Zingiber officinale, 1759 nucleotides long. RefSeq names its product flavonoid 3',5'-hydroxylase 1-like. The coding region runs from base 2 to 1549 and encodes 515 amino acids. Lineage: Eukaryota; Viridiplantae; Streptophyta; Magnoliopsida; Zingiberales; Zingiberaceae. The record is from RefSeq and is a predicted model, not a curated record. Gene Ontology annotation, molecular function: oxidoreductase activity, acting on paired donors, with incorporation or reduction of molecular oxygen; heme binding; monooxygenase activity. The transcript is spliced from 2 exons.
AAUGACUGCUGCUACGCACUGCGGCAUGGACAUCGACCCUUACUUUCCGCCCGCCGCGGCGGCCGCUGCCAUCGCUCUCUGCGUUGCUCUGCACCUCCUUUUCAGCUUCCGGAGACGAUCGUUGCGCCUCCCCUUGCCGCCUGGCCCCCGAGGGCUCCCCAUCCUGGGCGCCCUCCACCUGGUCGACGCCCACGCGCACGUCAGCCUCGCUCGCCUUGCCGCCCGCCACGGCCCUGUUAUGUUCCUCCGCUUGGGCUCCCACGGCUGCGUCGUUGCUUCAGAUUCCGCCGCCGCCGGAUGUUUCCUCAAGGCACUCGACCUUCAGUUUGCCAACCGCCCCGACAUCUUCAGCGCCCGCGACAUCAGCUACAACCGCCAGAACCUCGUCAUGGCCGACUACACGCCCACGUGGAAGCUCCUCCGUCGCGCCUGCACCCUCCACUUCCUCGGCGGCAAGGCCCUCGCCGAAUGGGGCGGCGUCCGCCGCCGCGAGAUCGCCCUCAUGGUUCGGUCCCUGCGCGCCCAGGCGGGCCCCGUGGCGCUUCCGGACGUGCUGGUGUGCGCGCUGGCCAACGUGAUCGGCGUGGUCGUGAUGAGCAAGCGAGUGUUCGACUCGCAGGGAGAGGAGUCGAACCGGUUCAAGGAGAUGGUGCUGGCGGUGGCCACCGGCGGGGGGCAGUUCAACUUGGGAGAUUUCUUCCCGGCGAUCGCGUGGAUGGACCUGCAGGGGAUACAGGGAAAGAUGAAGCGGGCGCAGGUGGCGUUCGACGAGAUACUAACGAAGCUACUGGCGGAGCACGAGGCGAGGAAGGAGGAACGGGAGCGCGAGGGGCGGCCGGACUUCCUCGACAAGAUCAUGAACGGCACAAAGGACGGCGAGGUCCUCACAGAUGCCAACAUCAGGUCGCUCAUCAUUGACCUGUUCGUGGCCGGCACCGACACCACGGCCAUCGUCGUCGAAUGGGCGAUCGCCGAGAUGCUGAAGAAGCCGUCCAUCCUGAAGCGAGCGCAGGAGGAGGCCGACGCCGCCGUCGGCCACGGUCGCCUGCUGCAAGAGUCCGACAUCCCCAACCUUCCCUUCCUUCACGCCAUCUGCAAGGAGGCGCUGCGCCUUCACCCGCCCACGCCGCUCGCCCUCCCCCACUUCUCCUACGAGCCCUGCGAGGUCAACGGCUUCCACGUCCCCGCCAACACCCGCCUCCUCGUCAACAUCUGGGCCAUCGGCCGCGACCCGGGGGUCUGGCCCGACCCGCUCCGGUUCGACCCGGACCGGUUCCUGGGCCAGCGGGCAGCCAAGUACGAUCCGCUGGGGAGCGACUUCGAGUUCAUCCCGUUCGGCGCAGGCCGGAGGGUGUGCACCGGCAAGGCAGCGGCCAUGUUGCUGCUGCAGUACAUCCUCGGCGUCCUGGUCCACGCCUUUGAUUGGAGGCUGCCGGAGGGGGAGAAGCUCGACAUGGAGGAGAAGCACGGACUCACGACGCCCAAGCUGGUGCCGCUCAAGGCAUUGUUGACUCCACGGUUGUCGCCGGCGGCCUACGACGCCGCCUGAGCUGUACUUUGUGCUCCCCUUAUAUAUAAAUAAUAAGCUACAAUUUUUUGCAUUUGGUAUGCAAAAAAUUAAAUGGGAUGCAGAAUUAUAUAUGAUAUAAAGAUCAAUUUGAGUUUAGUACUAUAAAUUUAUGAUUAAGAUGAAACAUUGAAUUAUUAGUGAUUUUAUGCCAAUUCUAAAGACAAUUUUUUGUUUUUGGAAGCCAUUAAA